Messenger RNA from Torulaspora globosa, 3639 nucleotides. RefSeq names its product Trk1p (gene TRK1). Gene Ontology annotation, cellular component: plasma membrane. Gene Ontology annotation, molecular function: high-affinity potassium ion transmembrane transporter activity. Gene Ontology annotation, biological process: intracellular potassium ion homeostasis; potassium ion import across plasma membrane. The coding region runs from base 1 to 3639 and encodes 1212 amino acids. Lineage: Eukaryota; Fungi; Ascomycota; Saccharomycetes; Saccharomycetales; Saccharomycetaceae. The transcript has a single exon. The record is from RefSeq and is a predicted model, not a curated record.
AUGCUGGGCAGAAGGUUGAGUCAUGUACCGUCAUUUGCAUCGCUGAACAUUCCUUACAGGAAAUCCUUUGGUCACAAGUUCAGAGAUGCGAUUGCCAACUGUGGGUCGCGAAUGAAACCUAUUAGGAAAUACAUUUUUCCGAAUUUCCUAGCGGUACAUUAUUUCUACAUCAUCAUGGUCACAAUUAUUGCCUCUAUUCUCAUGUACCCCGUCAAAGACUUUCGCUACAUUGAUAUUUUGUUCCUAGCUGCUGGUGCCACUACACAAGGUGGUUUGAAUACUGUCGACACCAAUAAACUUUCGUUGUACCAACAAAUAAUAGUUUAUCUCACAUGCAUCUGCUGCACACCGAUUGCGAUACAUGGAUGCCUUGCCUUUGUUAGGCUGUACUGGUUUGAGAGACACUUUGACAACAUUAGAGAUUCUUCGAAGAAAAACUAUAAAAUGCGAAGAACAAAGACGAUUUUAGAACGCCAAAUGACCAACAGAACGAUAUCACGAAGAUCACAGCGCACUGGGCAAUCUAGGCUUCCAACGGCGGCGUCGGGAAAUGACGACAACUUUCAGGAAAAGCUGUUCAGUGGUAAAAAGCUGUACAGAGAUGAAGGAGAACCUGCGACUGCGGAUCAGCAGGCUGAACCGUCAGAAAGCACGAGGAAAGACGGUCUGGACCUGAAUGGAUCCUCAGGCUCCAGCUCAAACACAGCGAAUAAUAAUAAUGCUGUCCUUUAUCCGAGAGGAGACUUGACAUUUGAGGAACCAGGCAUCAGGAGACGGAGCAAGCCUCGGGAGGGGUUUGUUGGGAGAAGGAAAUCGACGGAAAUAUCUCCUGAAGAUAUGUAUAGAUCAAUUCAGAUGAUGCAGGGACAGCAUCAAGAGGAUUCCGAGGAUGAAGGCCCUGCGUUAGUUAUUAGUGGACCUAAUGAUAGAGGCUCAAGCUAUUUUGAAAAUAAUGAACCGCAAAACGAUGGCCAGCAAGGCGAAGUACACGAGUCCACGAAUCAUUAUAAGGAAAGCAACAGUAGUGAUGUGUCUGAAGAGGCGGCAAAUAAGGAAGCCGAGCUCACAAAGAAGUCCAUGGGUGAAUCAGAUCACGAGGAUCUAGGGAAAGGUGUCCCGCACGGAGAUGAGUCCGCUAAGCCAGCAAUUCAGUUUGAUGUCUCGGCUUUGCCCAAAAGACCAAUGAAAAACCGUUACGGGACCAGCAUACGCGGCCCAACUUUGCAGAGAAGAAGAUCCAGCAGGGGCUUACUCAAGCACCUCUCCAAAGGAAAAGCUAUUGGCCAGAAAUUGAGAAGGCGUCUAUCAUCCAAUACUAUGGAGCGUCCGUCUGCAAAACAGCCAAAGAGUCAUAUAGACGAAGAAGAGGCAUCAGAUAAGGACAACAUGGAGGAGUAUUUUGCAGACAACGAAAGUGAUGAAGAAGAGGAAGAUUUGAAGACGCACAAUUUUAGCCAUCCUUUCGAGCGCAUCCACACAUCCGAUGAAAUCGGUAGCUCCCAUGUCUCAUCCAGCAGUAAAAUGCCUAGAAGCUUGACAAUGGACGCUCAUCAAGCUAAGAAUUUAGACGACUUAACACAGUCACCUGAAUUCCAAAGAUUGAUAUAUCGUGACUGGAAAAGAAGACACAGGAAACCAAACCCACUGAGAAGAAAAAGUUGGACUGCGAAAAAAAGUGAGAGUGAGUAUAGCACAGGGUUCCCAUGGAUGCAAGACACUUUCAACUCCGAUGACCAAGCCUCAAAUGACCACGAGUUAAACCAAGAAGAUUCAGUGCAUAGUUUUGAUGCUGAAAAUGACCUCGCCGAAAGGUCGUCUAAUGAUGAAAACAAAGCUAUAAAUGACGAUCCUGAUGAGCAAAGGAAUAGAAGCUCCCUUGAUGAGGAACUAGGAUAUUAUGGCCUGACUAUUGACCCAGAUUUUUCUGGCAGUCCACGUCCUCGAAUCGCACGUACUAUGAGCACUAACUACCUAUCGUGGCAGCCUACCAUUGGUCGUAACUCCACGUUUGCGGGGUUGAAUAAGGCGCAAAAGGAAGAAUUAGGCGGCAUCGAAUAUACUUCUAUCAAACUGCUUUGCCGCAUCCUUGUUAUAUACUAUGUGGGAUUUAUGAUAUUAUCCUUCGUACUAUUGCUGCCUUGGGUUUUAUCCAUGCCGAAGUACAAGCGGAUAAUUCGAGAAGAUGGUGUGUCACCUACAUGGUGGGGAUUCUUCACAGCCAUGAGUGCCUUCUCAGAUCUAGGACUUACUUUGACUCCAGACUCCAUGAACUCGUUCAAUGAAGCAAUUUACCCGCUCGUGGUCAUGAUCUGGUUCAUUAUCAUUGGUAACACCGGCUUCCCAGUUCUUUUGCGGUUUAUUAUUUGGGUGUUAUUCAAACUAUCUCCAGAAUUAUCUCAAACAAAAGAGAAUCUUGGUUUUCUGCUUGACCAUCCUCGUCGUUGCUUCACGUUGCUAUUUCCCAGCGCUGCCACCUGGUGGCUGCUCAUAACAUUGGUCGGGCUCAAUUCCUUCGAUCUAGUGAUAUUUCUCAUUCUCGACUUUGGCGCCCCAGUUUUGAAGCCGAUUGGUAAAGGUUAUAGAGUGCUGGACGGGCUUUUCCAGAGUGUGAGCACAAGAACGGCAGGCUUCUCUGUUGUUGACAUAAGCCAAUUGCACCCCGCGGUACAGGUGUCCUAUAUGCUGAUGAUGUAUGUGUCGGUAUUGCCGCUGGCCAUUUCGAUAAGAAGAACCAACGUUUAUGAAGAGCAGUCUCUAGGAAUGUACGGGAAGAUGGAAAGGGAGGACACUCUUCACUCAGAAGAGUCCGAUAGCAGUGAGGGGUCAGCAGGUGAUUCAAACCUACCAAGGGCGCAAGCUAAGAAAAAGAAGAAGGAUCCAUCCACCGAGUCAUUCAUCGGAGCGCACUUAAGGAAGCAAUUGUCUUUCGACAUAUGGUUUCUAUUUCUUGGCCUAUUCAUUAUCUGUCUUUGUGAAGGAGGCAAAAUCAAAGAUCCGACAAAGCCCGAUUUCAACAUAUUUGCGAUCCUUUUCGAAAUUGUGAGUGCGUACGGCACAGUUGGACUUUCCCUUGGGUUCCCGAACUUCAACACUUCUUUCUCAGGACAGUUUACAACCCUAUCAAAGCUGGUAAUGGUUGCGAUGCUCAUCAGAGGUAGACACAGAGGCCUCCCAUACGCGUUGGACCGCGCUAUCAUGUUACCCAGUGAUAGAUUGGAGCAUGUCGAUCACAUCGAGGAUCUGAAGCUGAAGCGCAUUCCGCGAAGCGCAAGCGACAACGUUGAUCCAGUUACUGCAUACUUCAAGAAAAAAACAAGCCAAUUGAAUAACCUCUUCGGGCGCCUAAGGUCCACCGUGGCAAAACCUGAAAACUCGGCACUGCACUCCUACGAGGACAACCAUGACCGUCCCGAUUACAAUCUCCCUGGAGCCCGUAACUCCACACGGGACCCUCUAGAUUCGUCCUCUCGCCAUGCAGCACCUCGUGGUGACCCUUCGCUGCCAUCAUCCAUGCAUUCAACAUCGUCGAUGGAGUCUCCAGGCUCACUGCACCAUCUCGAUGGGCUCUCAGCGCGCCGCAAGGAGCGAUCAGACGACGAGCCACUCGACACGAACAUACCCGUCUCCUACCAAGAGUAA